Messenger RNA from Prionailurus viverrinus (fishing cat), 861 nucleotides. It is a transcript of the gene CC1H2orf72, whose product is annotated as chromosome C1 C2orf72 homolog. The transcript is spliced from 3 exons. The record is from RefSeq and is a predicted model, not a curated record. Lineage: Eukaryota; Metazoa; Chordata; Mammalia; Carnivora; Felidae. Bases 1 to 861 code for a protein of 286 amino acids.
AUGGAGCGCGAGCUGGAGGAGCUGGCGGCGCGGCCCCCGCGCCCGGCCGAGCCGCCCUUCCAGGCGCUGGUGGAGGCGGCGGGCGGCCGCGGGCAGGUGCUACUGGUGGGCGAGCUGUGGGAGCGCGAGCAGAGCCGCGCGCUGCUGCGGGACUUCGCCCGGGCCGUCUUCCCGCCGGAGCCAGGCGCGGGCAAGCCCGGCGGCGCGGGGCCCGGGGCGCCGGGGGCCGGGGCGCCGGGGGCGCAGAGGCCGCCCGGGACGGCGGGGGCGCGCGCCAUCCGCUCGCCGCUCGUCUUCGUGCUGUGCCGCGCGUCCUCGCUGACCGCCCGCGAGCCGCGGCGCCGCCUGCGGGAGAUGCUGCGGGACGUGCGCGGCCGGCGGCGGGCCGGCGCGGCGCUGGUCGGGGUGCUGGUGGCCGAGGCCGGGCCCGAGGACGCGGUGGCGCCGGGGCUGCGGCUCCUGGAGGCGCUCCUGCGCGCGGUGUUCGGCCGCCAGGCGGGGGGCCCGGUGCAGGCGGCCGCCUACCGCCCCGGCCACCCGGCCUCCAGCUUGGCCGUCCAGGCGGCCGCCUGCAGAGCGCUGCAAGCUGCGGGGCCCGCGCGAGCAGUGGCAGGAGCCUGGGAGAGACCCGGCCUCCCAGCACUGCUGGCGUGCUUUUCUUGGGGUCCCUGGAGCCGGGGGAAGGACCCAGAUGCCACCUCCCCCAGUGACCCAGCUCAGGAUCACCUCCAGGACCCUGAGGAGGAGCUGGCCCUGACAGACGUGUUUCCCAAUGGAGACUGUGAGGACCCCAGAAAGGGGCUGAGAGCCUGUGAUGGAUUUGUCCACGCUCCGGCUGAGCCCACUGGAGACUCAAGAUGA